GGUGAAUGCUUAAGCUGACCUCCAUCUGCUCGCGCUCUGAGCCACCCCUUUCCAGCGCUAACACAUCAAAGCGGGCAUCAAAAUGGACGCGCAGGUGGACCGCUUAGUAAAGGAGGCUCUCAGAGCGCUGGACGAGUCGAAUGGGAAACGCGUUCUCAUUGGACUUUCUGGCAUUCCUGGAUCAGGCAAGUCCUCUCUUGCGCGAGCGGUGAUUGCCGAGAUCAGCCGAAUGAUGCCAAUUUCGGCUAUGGUCGUACCGAUGGACGGCUGGCACUUGCCAAAAUCCGCCUUGGAUGCAAUGCCUGAGCCAAAAGAGGCCUACGCUCGGCGUGGCGCGGAGUGGACAUUCGAUGGCGAGGCCUUUGCCGACUUUGUAGAGGCGUUGCGCUCCGCAAAAUCCUCCCUGUAUGCGCCCACAUUCAGUCAUUCCACAGCCGAUCCAGUGCCGCACUCUUUGGAGGUGCCACUAAGCGUGAGAUUGGUGCUCCUCGAAGGUCUGUACUGCAAUCUUUCGGAGCCACCGUGGGAACGUGGCGCGAAGGCACUAGACCUUAGGUGGGUGGUGGACAUCGACGAAGCGGAAGCAGAAAAAAGGUUGGUCGCGCGACAUGUUGCCACUGGUGUGGCAAAAGACAGGGAUGAAGCUUCUUGGAGAGCCCGUAACAACGACUUGCCCAAUGGAGUCUUUCUGAUGCGGCACGUCUUGCAGCCCGCACGGCACAUCGCAAGCCUGGACGAUCCCAGAUGGGAAGGUCAAGAAUGAAAUGAUUAGGCCG
Messenger RNA from Ceraceosorus guamensis, 776 nucleotides. Its product is annotated as P-loop containing nucleoside triphosphate hydrolase protein. Lineage: Eukaryota; Fungi; Basidiomycota; Exobasidiomycetes; Ceraceosorales; Ceraceosoraceae. Bases 83 to 763 code for a protein of 226 amino acids. Gene Ontology annotation, molecular function: kinase activity; ATP binding. The record is from RefSeq and is a predicted model, not a curated record. The transcript is spliced from 4 exons. Gene Ontology annotation, cellular component: cytoplasm.